UUUAACCUUGUUAGUUUGGCGUUGAGAGCUUUCAUUUGACCCGAACAUGUGCCACUUUUUCGCUCAUCAAUACACACACCUCCAUUGUUAGUAUAAUUAUCAGAGUAAAUAGUGAAUAUCGUUCUAUGUUGAAAAAAAAGAAUAUUUUUAAGUCAAUGUACAAAUCAUGGAUUUCAUUUUUAAUAUUUUUCUUUUCUUUCUUCUAUUUAUUAGUUAACUUGAUGUUAGCGAUUAAUUAUACGUAUUAUUUAACGGUUUUUUUAAAAUUAUUUUUAUCUAAUUUAAAUAAUCUGAUAUGAAUAAUGAAUAUUAAACAUGAUUCCAUUUCAAACAUCUCUUUUUUGUCAACUUAUUUCACAUGAUUUUUCCUAUAAACCGUGAGUAUCGUCUUAUUUUAGAGAAUAAGAAUUAUUUUAUUUCAAAAGUUUUUUAUAUGUUUUGUUGUUAAGAAUCGAAAGAGUCAUGUAGAAAGUGCUUAUUUAAUGAAAAAUAUAUAUGAAUACGAUAAAAUGUUGAAAUGUUGUUUUUUUUUGCAGAUCUAAAUACUAUGAGCUGGUCGAACGCCGAAACCAUAAUAUAAUAUUGUAAUUAAUUAGUAAAAUAUAUUGAUGAUAUUUACGUAAUUGGCAUGACAUAGAUAUGUAUCAAAAAUAGAUUUCACGUGUAUUUUGUUGUUAGUUUUAUUUGAGUUUCUUAACUAAUACAGUCAGUAUGAAAUGAAGAAAUAAAAAUUUAUUUUGUUUCUUUUAUUUAGGAAAAAAAAAUCAAAAUCCAAACAAAAUCAGUUUUUUCAUAUUUUAGAUAAAAUAAUAAAUACAUUAGAUACAUUACCAAAUGAAAUACUUUUCAAUAUAUUUUCUUAUUUAUCAUGGGAUGAAAUCUUAAUAUCAUUUUGGUCAUUAAAUAAACGUUUUGAUUCACUUAUUUGUUCAAUGUUUUCAUUAAAAGAAAAAGGAAUUACUUUCAAUGAAUCAAAUUUAUCUUAUAAGAAAUUUUCAUCAACAUUACUUCCAUUAAUAUUAAAUUCGUCAUCUCUUACAUCUUCUAUGAAAUUAAUUCAUAUUGAUGAUGAUGAUUUAAUUUCUUUUGAUUUAAUUUAUCAAGAUAUUUUCUAUCAAGAAAAUAAAAUAAAUAUUUUUUUUCCUAAUUUUCAAUCACUUUCUAUUACUUCAUGUUUAUUAUCUAAACCAUUAAUUGAAAUAUUAUAUGAACUUAUUCAAUAUCAAUUAAAUGAACUUACAUUAACAAUUAUAGAAGAUCCGAAGUAUAACAUCGAUUACAGUCAGCUACCUCAAUCAUUCUUUUCUGAUCGUGGUAAUUAA
Messenger RNA from Rotaria sp. Silwood2, 1322 nucleotides. Lineage: Eukaryota; Metazoa; Rotifera; Eurotatoria; Philodinida; Philodinidae. The record is from the annotation of a GenBank genome assembly.